Yamadazyma jaroonii is the source of this 1446-nucleotide messenger RNA. The record is from the annotation of a GenBank genome assembly. Lineage: Eukaryota; Fungi; Ascomycota; Pichiomycetes; Serinales; Debaryomycetaceae.
AUGGGUCUAGCAUUUAAGGUCAAAAAUGAGUCAAUGAGUGAUGCCAUUAUGGUGGAAGAUAUAGAUCAGGAGGAUAAAGGAGAAUAUAAAGAGUUUACUUACUCUCCUGAGGAAGAAAGUCAGUUGGUACGUAGACUUGAUUGUUUUUUGUUGAUAACGAUAUUCUGGAUGUAUUUAUUGUCAUAUAUGGAUAGAACUAAUGUAGGAAAUGCUUAUAAAAGUGGUAUGGAUGUUGAUUUAGGUCUUAGUUCAUCGGAUUAUCUGAUAGUGUUGAUUGUGUUUUUCAUAUUUUAUGUGGUUUUUGAAGUGCCAGCUAAUUUAGUCAUGGUUAGAAUAGGUGCUGCUAGAUUUGUACCUAGUAUCAUGUGUGCUUGGGGAGUUUCAACUGGUUUGACUGCCCUUGUUAAUAGUUAUGCUCAAUUAAUUGGUUUAAGAGUUGUUACUGCAUUUUUUGAAGCAGGUUUUGCCCCUUCUAUCCUUUUAAUUCUAUCAAGUUGGUACCGGAAAAAUGAACAGAGCAAAAGAUUUUCAGCAUAUAUCAGUGCAGCCAUCUUAUCGGGAGCUUUUGGGGGAUUGAUAGCUGGUUUGAUAACACAACAUCUUCAUGGUGCUAGAGGAAUUGCUGGUUGGAGAUGGCUUUUCAUAAUAGAGGGAUCAGCUACGGUUGUGAUUGGUAUUAUUGGAUUCUUCACCUUGCUUCCCCUUCCUCAACAUAUGAAACCUUCCAGGUUCUUUACCGAACGUCAUAUUCAAAUAGCAAUAGCCAGACUUAAGAAGGAUAACGUGGAGAGUAAUUUAGGUCACGACAUCACCCCUUUGAAUGCUUUACUUCGAAAUAUCAAAAACCCUCAGGUUGUCAUGUUAAUCAUAGGAUACAUGGUUAUAGUUGGAUCAAGUACACUUUCAUAUUUUUACCCUACUUUGGUAGGCGGAUUAGGGUAUACAGGAUUCAUGAUCCAGUACAUGACUAUCCCCAUAUACGCCUCAGCAUUUUGCUGUAAUUUGACUGUGGGGUAUUUCAGUGAUAGAAACAUCAAAUACAGGGGGUACACCUUAUCAGUACUUCUAUUGAUAGCUUGUGUAUUUGCCAUAGUGGUGGUGACUUGUUAUGGAUUCAAACUUCGAUAUGCUAUGUUAUGUUUAAUGGCAUCUACCCUUUGGUCCAGUAACGCAUUGGCAUUAUCCUACGCAUCGUCUAUUCUCUCCACUCGAGAUUCUAAGACCAGAGGUGUAGGCUUAGCUCUCAUUAAUGCACUUGGAAAUCUAGCACAGAUUUAUGGGGCUUAUUUAUUCCCCACAAAAGAUUCCCCCAAAUACAUCAAAGGGUUUGGGGUCAUUGCUGGGAUGUGUGCUGUUGGCUGUGGAACCUAUGGUAUUCUUGCCACCUACAAAGCUCGUAAACUGUCCAAGUCCACUACCACUGAUAGUCCCCACUCUGAAGCCUAA